Molecule: messenger RNA, 3665 nt
Organism: Austrofundulus limnaeus
Lineage: Eukaryota; Metazoa; Chordata; Actinopteri; Cyprinodontiformes; Rivulidae
Gene: emilin3b
Product: elastin microfibril interfacer 3b
Exons: 6
Coding region: 577-2964 (795 amino acids)
Cellular component (GO): extracellular matrix
Molecular function (GO): protein binding
Source: RefSeq, a predicted model, not a curated record
ACACACACACACACACACACACACACACACACACACACACACACACACACACACACACACACAAACAACACACACCCUAACUCAUACAGAGCGCACAUUACUUGGAGGGUUGAGCGUCGUCUGCAGGUCGUGUGUGUGUGUGUGUGUGUGUGUUCAUGAAGCUUAAAACUUUCGAGGCACUCACACUCUCUACCCUCAUUCUCUUCUUUCUGCUGCUCUCCUCUUUCUCCUCUCCCCUCCUCCACAACACCUUUGGGUUGUUUUCUUUCCCUUCAUUCUUCCCCCUUCCGUCUCCCUGCUCACAGUCUUUCUUGCUUUUCUGUCUUGUAAGCUCAAUUUUUUUUACAUUUUUUUUAUUUUUGUGUGUCUGUGUCAGUGUGAAAACUGAAUGGGGGACAGGUCAAGAUGCUGCUGAUGAUGCUAUAGCCGUCUGGGCUUCCAUGUCUUUAGUUGUAUUUGGGGACAUCCUCAAACCCUGAGGAACCCUACAUUUUUGACAUCAUCACGGGGUUCUUGCACGUCUGAGACUCUGGAACUAAUCAAGACUUUUCAAGACUGACAUUAAAAACAGCAACAAUGUGGACCAGGCUGUGCCAACUCACUGCACAAAUCUUUCUCCUGGGACUGUUGCUCUCUGCGGUGGACAGUAAAGGAACCCUGUAUGGAGGCCACAUCAACCCUUUCUAUGGAAACAGAUACCACCUCUACAAAGCCGGACUCAGCCCUCACUACCCACCAAACAAGCCCAUGACUCGUCACAAAAACCACUGUGCCUACAUGGUCCAGAAGAACGUCACAUGCAUCAUGCAGGAAGGAGUGGAAACCUAUGUGAAUGCCGAAUACACCACCAAGUGCAUCUGGGGUCAGAAAUGUCCCGUUGUCAUGUACAGGACUUUCUUUAAGCCAAAGUACAAGGUGGGUUUCAAGACAGUGACAGAGCUCGAGUGGAGGUGUUGCCCUGGUUUCUCUGGAGAAUCAUGCCAUGGUGGACCUACAACACUGCCUGACACUAYAGGGGCGAGCCUCCCCCAUCGUCCAGGUGUGAAAGGCUUCCCCCAAGUUCCAAAACCUUCUGUGGACCAGAAGCCUGGAGGAGGCCAGCUGGAGCCAGGCAAACCCAACUAUGGUGCCAAAUUACCAGGAGUGACUGGUGAACGUUUGGACCGCAUGGAGGAGAACAUGCGCCGCCUAACUCAGGGUCUGGACACCCUCAAUGGAGUGGUGGCUGGACUCGAGGAGCGACUGCGCACAUCUCUGCGGGAGGACACCAACAAACUGCUGGUGUCGUUGCUGCCCAACGCCCCACGGGUGCACGACUCCACCGUGGGCUUUGGUGUGAUCCCAGAUGGGAGUCCUGAUGGUCUGGAAGGAGGACAGACUUUUCCUGGAUUUGGAGACUUAGCAGGGAGGGUGACAGAAGUGAGGGAUGAGUUGCGAGCCAAAACUCACAUUUUGGAGGAAAUCCAGGGAAUGGUCUUGGGUCAUGAUGGCCAGCUGAAGACGCUGUUGGAUGGAGUCGGAGGCAAAUACAUCCAAGGUUCGGACUCCACCUCUUUUGUGGAUGAGAUCUUGGAUACCAAGCUGGCUGAGGUGAGGGCUGCGAUCCUGGAUGGCUUUGAGCAACGUCUGACUGGCCUGGAGAGCCAAUGYGAUGAGAAGAUCGGGGAGGUGAAGAAGCAGUGCCACAGGGAGCACAUGGAUGGCCAGGAGCAGAUGCAGCAGUCUCUGGAUGGCAGAGAAACUGGGCUCAGGGAGGAGCUGGGCUCGUUGCAGGCUCAGAUUCAGGGUUUGACUCUGACUGAGAGCUGCUGUGGACAGGUGAACAGCCUGUCUCAGCGCGUGCUGCUGCUGGAAGAAUCAGUAAAGGAUUUGACAGAAUCUCAGAGGCAGCUUCAGRGAGCCAUCGUCGAACAAGGUGUUCAGAUAGAUACGAUGAUUGAGACCCGCCUGCUGGACAUCGAGGACAGACUCAAUGCCACCAGUGUUGGACCWGAUGGAGCUGAAGGGCUUCCUGGUGCUCUGGAUGGCUUCAAAAUCCUGCUGGAGGACAAGCUGAAGACGCUAGAGGACAGAGUGUUUGUGGCUGUGGAGGAACUAAGCAAUGCCACCGUUCCAGCUCUUCUGGAGGGUCAGGUGGUCCCUGCACUGGAGACAGAGAUUGAGUCUGUUAGGAGGAGGGUGGAGGGAGACCUGAGUGGAAUUCAAAAGCAGCUGAUGGAUCUGGAGCUCCUCUGCACCUCCUCRUGUGCACCCUCUACCCCUCCUGAACGGGGCGUGGGAGGCACCGGGGUGGACGAGGAGUGUGAGGGGAUGGAAAAGAAGAUGAUAGACCGUCUGGACUCCCAUUCGAACCAGCUGGACCAUAUCAACAACACCCUGCACAACUUGCUGGUCCGGAUUGCACAGGAGGCCUCGGAGGGCUCCGUCCAGGGAGAGAUCACCCUGCUAAAGGUCAACAUCAACUCUGUGAACCGAACACUGAAGGGCCUGAGGGACUCCAUCAGUUUCAUUUCCACUGAAGUGAGCCACGCCAACUCGUCGUGGGAGGAGAGGGAGCAUCAGCUCGUCAACCAGGUGCAAGGGAUCACCAAGCUGGUCGGCCACCAGGCCUCCCUGCUCGGYGCGGGCGAGAGGCGGCUGGCGCAGCUGAAGGGAGAGCUGGCAUCCUUGAAGAGACAGCUGUUGGGCGGGCUGCACGGCUGCCGCAGCACGGCCAUGGAGGUGCACAAAGAGAUGAAGGACGUUGGCAGCAGGGUGAGCCAGGUGGAGGACCAGUGCAGCAGUCUGGGGGAGCUGGUCGAGCACCUGGAGCGCAUCAGGGCAGAGCUGGAGAGACACUCGGACGAAUACCUGGCCCAGGUGAACGGCACUCUGGCCGUCCACUCGGAGCGGCUCGCCGAGCUGAAAGGGGAGAUCAAAGACUGCGCAUCCAAAGACACCACCGACCAAAAAGGAGACCAGUAGCAACCAAGCUGCAGUUUUUUUGAAGGACAGACUCACCGUGUGUGUGCUUUUAAUUAGUCUCGAGUGUCUUUCUCUGCUUCUGCCCUCUCUCUCCAAAUCAUAUCUGCACGGUUACAAAUGAACUGGUAAAUGUCAUCUCUCACRCGGCCUUUGCCCCAGUGCCUCCUGAUGUGGCAGAAUAAGAGUUGUAUAGUCUGACAAUAUUUCCCUUGUGAUUUAUUCUGUAAGGGCAUUUUUUUCUCUUAUAAUAAAUGUUUAGUCAUUUAAACUUUUUUUAACUUAUAUGAAGUGACUGCAUUGGUAUGUUGUAAAAAUAUUUGUUUUUGGAGAAAUAAUAAAUAAACAAAAUGCUGCUACGAGUUUUUGCUUACAAGCACUCUCGAUAUCUUGGACACCAGUCUGGUCUUUUUAACAAAAAUACUGUAAAGUUUGUCUCAACUUGGUGCUAUUUUACUUUUUUUUUUUUUUUUAAUUUUUUGGGCGUCUGGUUUUGUUUUAGUUUGUAAAUCGUUGUUUUACACAUGUUUAAAAAUGGCUUAUACAUUUCUGUUUUGACAGUUGUUUGUGUUUCUCGACACACUUUCUGGUACAAGUUUCAGAGGAUUCRUGAGUCUCCAUGGGGAGGACAGUGGAAACAAAAGAUAUGGUGUGAAAAAUGAAACAGAAAUAAAACCUGAAAUACUAAAGACUGGGGAUUAAAA